This is a messenger RNA of Triticum turgidum subsp. durum (durum wheat), 1080 nucleotides long. The record is from the annotation of a GenBank genome assembly. NCBI's taxonomy places the organism in Eukaryota, Viridiplantae, Streptophyta, Magnoliopsida, Poales, Poaceae.
AUGGCGAUGGCGGAUCCUCCUCGGGCAUGGAACCCCAACUACGGCGUGGUGGGCAGCGGCGACCGCCGCCUGGCCUACUCCCGCCAGCCCUCCUUCUCCUCCUUCUCCCCGCGCCCCCCCGGCCCCGGCCUCGCCCGCUCCGACUCCUCCAUCUCCAUGCCCGUGCCCCUCCCCCUCACCCAGCCAGCCAAGGCCGACGUCCGGUACCGCUGGCUCGCCACCCGCCCGAUGCGCCGCCUGGCGCUCCUGCUCGCCCUCAACGCCGCCUACUCCGCCGUGGAGCUCGCCGUGGGCCUCCUCACGGGGCGCGUGGGCCUCGUCUCGGACGCCUUCCACCUCACCUUCGGCUGCGGCCUGCUCUCCUUCUCCCUCUUCGCCAUGGCCGCCGCCCGCACCAAGCCCGACUCCACCUACACCUACGGGUACAAGAGAUUGGAGGUCCUCGCGGCCUUCACCAAUGCCCUGUUCCUGCUGUUCCUGUCUUUCUCCUUGGCUGUUGAAUCGCUGCAUUCAUUUAUGCAGGAUGAGUCUGAGCACAAGCAUUACCUCAUUGUUUCUGCAGUCACAAACCUUUUGGUCAACUUACUUGGUGUCUGGUUCUUUCGGAGCUAUGCUCGUGUUAACAUAGUGUACAGGAAAGCAGAGGAUAUGAACCAUCACUCCAUCUGUUUACAUGUUCUGGCAGAUUCAGUACGGAGUGCAGGCUUGAUACUAGCUUCUUGGUUUCUUUCAUUGGGGAUUGAGAACGCAGAGGUGUUGUGCCUGGGAAUAGUUUCGGUGGCGGUGUUCAUGCUUGUUAUGCCUCUGUUCAAAGCCACGGGCAAUGUCCUGCUGCAGAUUGCGCCUGGCAACGUGCCACCUUCAGCCUUCAUCAAGUGCGGCAGACAGAUUACUGCCUGUGAGGAUGUCUGUGAGGUAUCCCAGGCUCGGUUUUGGGAGCUUGUGCCUGGUCAUGCCGUGGGUUGCCUCUCCAUCCGGGUGAAGAAUAGCAGUGAUGAUCAAUCGGUGCUCGAAUACGUGCAUGGACUGUACGAGGAUCUAGGGAUACAUGACCUGACCAUCCAGACCAAAAAAUCUUAG